UAUUUGGCGCCUUUUCCGGAAUACAAAAUUCCCGGUGGAUGCCACCGCGAUUACCACGUGAACACAACAGCAGUGUCCAAUCAGCUGGUAAAUCUUAAAACCGCCCGCCCGCCUCUUUCUAUUUACUCUUCCGUUGGUUCAAUUAGACUUUUAUGUGCGUUGUUUAUAACUAUAUGAUUGCUUUUUAUAAGACUGAUAUUAUGGGCUUAGUGUUAUGAUAAAUACAAAGUGAUCGAAUAAAUAGCUUAAUUUGAUUUGAUUUUUCUGACCUUCGAAGUUAACCCAAAACUAAUGUCGCCAUUUUGACCAUACAAAUCGAGUUUAGUAGGUAUUUUAUUUGUUUGGGCAACAACAAAUGUUUAAAUGCUGCAUUAGUGAAUUGCGUAAAUGGAUGUAUAUUUGCGAAGAAUUCGGAGAAAAUGUCUCAGACGAAUAGUACUGCUGUAAAUUUUCUCAUACAUGACGCUAAUGGCCAACCACAAAUGGUAAAAGUGGUUCAAAACACAAAUAAUCAGUCAGUUGCUCAAAUCAAAAUUAAACCUAAUCCUGUUAAAGUAAUAAAACUGCCAACUACAGCUGAAGGAAACAUUAAGGCCCCUGUAUUCAGAGCAGUAAAGUUGACUAAUAUCAAAUGCGCGUCAAAAUUGUUGCAGGUUGACAAUUUAGCAACUCUACAAAAACUAAAGGUUGAACCAAAAGACGUUGAAGAGACUCAGACAAAUCACGAGCCACUAACUGAAUUAAAAUUUAUACAAGCUGUGCCUCACACACAGCUUGUGAACAUACCAACCAAGUCUGAAAACCAAGUAACAAGUACUAGUACUGCAAACAUCUUUUCUUCUACAAUGUCAAACGCGUCAAGAAGGAGACACGAUUCCGACAAUGAUCCACCAGCGGAAUAGUAAGUAUAAACUUUGCCUAUUAUAUAUAAUU
Messenger RNA from Trichoplusia ni (cabbage looper), 933 nucleotides. RefSeq lists its product as uncharacterized. NCBI's taxonomy places the organism in Eukaryota, Metazoa, Arthropoda, Insecta, Lepidoptera, Noctuidae. The record is from RefSeq and is a predicted model, not a curated record. The transcript is spliced from 5 exons. Bases 420 to 902 code for a protein of 160 amino acids.